This is a messenger RNA of Dendronephthya gigantea, 2900 nucleotides long. Its product is annotated as PHD finger protein 14-like. Bases 8 to 2401 code for a protein of 797 amino acids. The record is from RefSeq and is a predicted model, not a curated record. NCBI's taxonomy places the organism in Eukaryota, Metazoa, Cnidaria, Anthozoa, Malacalcyonacea, Nephtheidae. Gene Ontology annotation, biological process: regulation of transcription by RNA polymerase II. The transcript is spliced from 26 exons.
AAUCAAGAUGGAGGACGAACGUGCUAAGUUUUUAAAUUCUAUUUUAAAACGAGGACCAAACAAGAGGCGAAUCAAGCCUGCAGAGAAUAAUGAUCUACUUCAGCUUGCUCUUUGUUAUGAAGAUGGUAGUGAAGAUGACGAUGAAGAUUUUCAAAUGGGAAGUGAUGAUGAAGAUGAUGGAAGUUGGAGUGAGGCAGAGAGUGAUGAAGAAAAACAUAAUGUUUCACAAGAUCCAACAAAAUCAAAACAACCUGAUGCAGGAACACAACAAACAGGAAGCCAACAAACUAACAAUGAUGAAAAUGAUGAUGAGGAUGAUACAAGUGAUGAAGAUGAAGGUAGCUCUGGCUCCCCAUCCGAUAAACCAAGGAAAGUUGAAGACAUGAUGGAACAAUUAAAAGAAACAAAACCAAACAGUGAAGCUAAAACACCGCAAAAGAUGGUACAAAAUAAAACUUUAGAGUUUAAGGACUCACUCAAAGUUCUAAUUUGUGGUAUAUGUUUGGAAGACAAUAGUGAUGAGGAUGAUGAAAUUGUUGAAUGUGAUAAUUGUGGAAUCUCUGUUCAUGAAAGCUGUUUUGGGAUUGAUACCGGAGAUGAUGCAAACUCUAAUGACUCAUCAGACUCAGAAUCUUCUACUGAGCCAUGGUUUUGUGAUGCAUGUAAAAGUGGAAUCACUCCUGAAUGCGAGCUAUGUCCCAAUUUAGAUGGUAUAUUCAAAGAAACUUUGCGUGGACAAUGGGUGCAUCUUGUGUGUGCACUGUAUACGCCUGGUAUCACUUUUGAUAUCCCUGAAAAGCUUGAAGGUGUUGUUUUGAUUGACAUGCCAGCCUCAAAGUGGGGUGCAAAGGAAUGCAACUUGUGCGAGGACCCAAGUCUGAGUAGAACUGGUGUUUGUAUCGGAUGUGAUGCCGGGUUGUGUAAAACAUUCUUCCAUGCUUCAUGUGCACAAAAGAAAGGAUUAUUAUCUGAACUACCUGAAGAGGAUGAUGAGGAUGUGGCUGAUCCACUUUAUGCACAUUGUAAGCUUCAUCUCGAUAAAUCAAUUGCUAAGAAAAAGCGCCAGGCUUACUUAACGUACGUUUCUAACGUGAGGAAGUUUAAACAGAUUGAUGUCGAUAUGAACCAUAAGUCAAGGGUGGAGGAGUCGUUACAGGUCGCUAGAGAAGUUUAUAGAAAACAAAGGGAGGAGAGAACCCCACCGCCUGCUCCAAGAGAAAAAGUUGCUCGUUCAAUACUCUCUUGUCCAUCAGUUUUUCGUCAUUUACUGAAGAAGGCAGAGUUACUUGGAUUUGUUUCACAUCAGUCUGGUCUAACCAACAUGCGAAGAAAAUGGCAUAUUCCAGCUGCGCUCACAGUCGGUUUUGUCAACUACUUUUACGAACGCGGUAAUCGAAUGAAAAACAUGAAGACGAGGCUUGAAGAGUCGACGAGCAACAAUAAGAAACUGCAAGAAGAGGAACGAACGUUGAGAUUAAAAUAUGAGCAGUUGUCUCAAAGUACGAAGGAAGUGACGUCACAACGUGAAACUAUUGAAAACAAGUGUUUUGAAUUGCAUGAUUUGCUUUGUCAACUGGCGGGAAAGAUAGAUCUUCAGGAGAUAGAAUUGCCUGAUAUUUUAAAAGAAUUCAAGAGUAAAAAAGACGACGUUCAGCCCAAGGAGGAGUUAAAACUUAGCGUUUGCUCGAAGUGUGAGAAAUCAGACAACCAGCAUUUGAUGGUAGACUGUGACACAUGUCACAGUUACUAUCAUUUGGCAUGCGUGGAUCCACCGCUAACGAGGAUGCCCAAGAAAUCAAGUACAUUGUUGUGGCAGUGCACAGAAUGUGACAGCAGCAGUAGUGAAGAUGAGGACAAUAAAGUAGAUCCAAAUGAUAACACGUCACUUUUAGAAAGUCGACAAAAGCGUAACAUUAAAGAACCGACAAAAUUCACUCCAGGAAGGGAUCCUGACAAGAAAAAGAAAAGAACGUACAAACGGACUAAGAAGCAAGCAACGACAAACCCUGUUAAAUAUAGGAAAGUGGAGAAACCUAGACCGCGUAAAGCUCGUGCAGUUUAUAACAAAAGGAAGCCAGACGAUGUCAGGAGUACAUGUGAAACAUGUGGGAAAGCCGGAGAUAAUUCAAACCUCGUCAGAUGUGAUGAAUGUAAAAAUUGUUUCCAUUUUGGUUGCCUUGAUCCUCCAACUAAGACAAAUCCAAAACCAAAAGGUUACUCUUGGUACUGCACUGAUUGUGAUGACACGCCUGAGGAAGAUAGCGAAGAUGAAGAAACAAAAGAAGAAAACAAAGAUGAACGUCAGAAGUUAGCUGAGCAAGAAACAAACGACGAUGAUAAAAAAAACAUACCGAAAGUGGAAGCCAUGGAAACAGACGAAACAAACAACGAAAAAGAGUAGACUUUUUUACACCAAAGAAGAUUUCAUUUGUGUUUUGUCGAUUUUUUUACUAAACAGUUCUUUUAUCCCGGCAGUAAGCGUGUACUUACGUUCGCAUUACUAUACGAACUGUGCGUGUUGUUUUACCAGAACUGUACUCGCCACAAUUUAUUUCCGCAGUUAAUGAUUAACCAAGGCUUUUUUCAUUGUUACCCAAAUAAAUAGUGGACAUUCAAACUUCGAUCCAGGACGGUCGAUAAAAGGCUAGGAGAGUGGCAGCGUCUUCAAAUACCAACUACAAUUUGGUCAUAUAUUUGUUAACCAGCACACUGGCCAGACAGACUCGCAAUGGACAUAUCCUUGGUCUUAUUACACAUGGUUCACGGUUGAUAAGAUCUAGAAUCUUUUAAAUUUUACUCACCCAUUUUUCUCGAUUAUUUUUAUUUUGCACGCCUUCCUCGAUUGACAUGCCAUAUUACUGGUCAUUAAAAUUUUGACCUAUCACCGUUAUUUUGAUACG